GUGAGAGCACAUAUUAUCAACAUACAUCUCUUGUCUACUGUUCGAUAGGUCACAAUAAGAAACAAUGGAUAAAGAUAAAUCACCUCGCCGCCAUUGGCAUGGUAACCCUGGCGACCGCUAUGAACACCAUAAUGUCUGGGUGAGAGGAGGUGCGGCUUCAAGCUACAGACGACCUUCUUCAGCCUCCGCUUCGGAUGUAUUUGGGGCAACUGACAGACGGUCCUCCAGUGCAUCUGAGGGAGACGCUGGAGCACGCAGCCCUCCUCCUUCCCUGGGGGAGCGAAGGAGGUCCAGCGGCCACGGCCCUUCGAGCUUGUUCGAGAGCCUGACUAGCCAGAAGCGCAAUUCGAACGACGGCGCCUUCGCGCAACGCAGACAAAGCUGGAAUGAGCAGGCUCGACCUGGUGGCUAUUUCUCCAAAUGGUGGUCUGAGUAUAUUGGUGGUAAAUAGCGCCGAGAUGUAGUUGUAAGAUUGUAGGCCUGUCUGUUGCUAUAGGCGCAGGACCCUUAGGAUGCUCAUAUUCAUCGUGUUGGCGCUGGAAGCCUUGCAGCAACAUGGGUCAAAACGAGCACAUGGAGCGUUGACGCCUGAGGCUUUUGAUGCUUUAUGCUUUUACUGAAAUCUAUUUGCAUCAGUUUGUCGAAUAAUAAAUAGCAAAUACAGUCCUUGACUUCGUGUCAACCAAU
Messenger RNA from Aspergillus nidulans FGSC A4, 687 nucleotides. RefSeq lists its product as uncharacterized. The transcript is spliced from 3 exons. The coding region runs from base 65 to 451 and encodes 128 amino acids. The record is from RefSeq and is a predicted model, not a curated record. Lineage: Eukaryota; Fungi; Ascomycota; Eurotiomycetes; Eurotiales; Aspergillaceae.